UACAGCUUCACGUCGAGGUAUCAUCUUCAUCCACCUCUUCUUCAUCUCUGCCCUAUGACGCCCGUAAUGCGUCAGGGACCCAGGGACAGGCCGCCCCUACGCGCACCAACUACCCCCCAGCAAGGCACCAACAAGCGUCUCAGGCAGGAGACGCCCAAGAAACCACCACCCUUCUGGAUGCUGAACAGGGACCAAUACUCCCCUCCCCUGUCCUCUCUGUCCCCAAAUUUCCCUGCCAUGAGGUCAGACACAGCCAGCAACAUAUCCCAAACUGGCAGCAGCCUUGCACCUCAGGAGAGCGUCACCUCUUGAAGCUCUUCGCCGGAAUGCCAGAUCCAAGGCUAGCUCACAUAAGCCGUCUGCGCUGCCACGGACACUGUAUCCCAGACAAUGGAGACAGAGAAUAAGAAUAUACUGAAGCUGACAGCCCUACUUGAUAAGCAGAUAAAGACCUUCAGGGAAAAUCAUAAUAGUGUAACGGUCUCGAGGUAGUUUAUUCAACUAGCUAGGCCACUCUACGAGUACAUUAAAUCUUGAAGAAAGGAAAGGAAAGACGUGGUGUGGCUCCUGGUGGUCUGUUUACCUAACCUGGGAAUAGUCUGCACGCUACUCGGCCAUUCUCGGGCGCAGUCUUCCACCAAAAAUCUUCCAAAUUGCAGGUGCUCUUUCCGCUUCUGACUCAACUUCAAGAUGAUCAACAAUUAUGUCGCUAUCACGCCCCGCCUCAAAAACAUCGCUUACAAUUCGAAAGAAGCCGACCAUCUGCCAGCGGAUCCAGUCCUAAGUAUUCUCCAUUUCACAUUUCACCCGGGAGUCAACGUCACAGAGCCAUCGCAGCUGGCAUAUGUACUAUGGCAAAAGUCGUUGAAGUUUGUCUCAACAGUCCCUGGUUUUCGAGGGAUGUACUGGGCCACAGUCGACCACACUUCGCCGCAUCAACAGAUCAUCGUUCUAAUUCAGUGGGACAGCGGUAAUGGUUGGAAACUCUUCCAAUCGUCCUUGGGCUUCAGUAUGAUGCUCGGUUAUAUUGAAAGCAUUUCCAACCGUUGUAUUCAGUCUGUCCUUCCUAUCAAUCUUACCAUAUCGGACAGUCUCCUGGGGCUGGUAUCUUUCCGGUUCUCCGAUGAGUGUGGCCAGGAGCCCGGCUUCAAAUCCAAGUGGGAAACAGUUUUUUCUCCGUAUCUGAUCAAUAGUUCUGCCGAGUCUGACUUGUUAUAUUGUUGCGGAGAAUGGCUUGAAGCAGAUCAGGCUUCUGAAGACCGAUAUUUUGUUGGAAUGCUCUUCUGGAAACCAGAUUCCCAAGACGGGCACCGGCGUCAACUGCGACAAGCCAAUGACCACAAUCUCGAGGACCGAAUCGCAGACCUCGUGGAAGAUACGGUGGAGGUAGUCUCGGUCUACACGCACCAGCUCAGCCAAGUGUCUUCCGGAGCUUCUACGUUAGGACUCUCAAACCCCUCCCCGGUCUCUGUGAAUGGGCGGUUUGAGACGAAUCACCCAGUGUUCCGGUCGCAUGUGAAGCCUGAAUACAAUCUUGACGAACACACAUUCGCACAAGGCCAGGAUCAAUGCCAUUUGGAAUCUAUGCGACAGGCGAGACAAACCCCUCGUCAGCGCAUUGCUGGUGGGCCCGCUGGUGUUUGGUACCCCAUGGGGAAAAUCUCUCAACACCAUCUGCCCCAGUCACUUGGCUACAGCUGGAAACCCACAAUGGACUGGAUUUUCUUUCGCGCUCAGCUGGGGCAUCCGCGAGUGGGCGGUCGAUUCGAGGAUCUUCGACGGAAACUCUGGGGGAUGGGGGCUUGUCCCCAGAUUUUCUGGGGUAAAAUCCAAGAGAAUGAGGGAGAUGGUAACCUGAUCUCAUUGUUCAUAGCUCUUGAACACUCUGAACACCAGAAGCCAGAAGUCCGAGCGCAACUCCAACAGUACAUUCACGAAUUCGAGGAUGCGUGUGGGGAUGCGAUUCAAGACCUAUCCCAUAGAGGAACUCCCGGUUUAUUUCCAGGUGUUCGUCGCUCCAUGGACAUGGUCAUUUUUGAUGUCUCUGAGAACGAAAUGGACCAACGCUCAUUUGGAUAUGCCUUCUCCAAUUACCAAGCAACCACCCGUCAAGAGCAGGUCCUCGGAUCUCUCUACAGUCCUUGGUCUGCUUUCAUGCCCCGGUGCCAAGGAUGGCUCAUUGACUAUAAGUCUCCACCACAGCAGAGCGAGCAACCACUGCCUAUGCAAUUCAUCUCCAUCUUCGGGUGCGAAAAGGAAGGGGCUCGCGAAGAGUGGUAUCGCGACUUCGCCGAACGAGCUCAAACACAGUAUGACCUUAUAGGCCAUAUUGUGGAUUGGCUGCGGACUUUAUCCACACGGAUCACUAUCCAACACUUGGUUCUGGAAAAAGAAGAUCCUUGGAUGACUGCAGACAAGUUGGCAAAGGCGCAGCGUCCGCCUCCGCCACUCCCACCAUCCAUUUUCGAUGUACCGUGGGCUAGACAGUCCAACAAGUAGAUAUUUGUGUGUGGACUCUUAUACAUAAUAGAUGUGCCCCCUCCGCAGGCUCAUUUUGACCGGUGAAGCUGAAAGGAUCGAAUGGUGUCAGGAUUUCAAUCGGGGUUCUUGCGAGAAAUGGAGACUGGUUGAUCUGUAGUACCACGAAGGGCACCCAAGUGGUGUUAUACAAAGGGCGCCCGGUGGUAGCGGCAUGCGGCGAAUGAUACACUGCGAGCCGUUCAAUGACAGUUGCGAAUGUUUUGGAAUCAUGUUUGGGACUGUCGUUGUUUCGGCCUCAACUCAACUAUUCCUGUACCUUGAUCAACGUAUGACUCGCAGCAGCUUGGCCCCCAUGGACGGAAUAUCAGUUGAUGCGGAGAAAAGACAAGGAGGUGCCUGUCCCCUAAGCGCAACGUAGACCCUUCUUCUGGACCGAAAACGUCAAAUGUGCAUGGGAUACUCAUAACGGAGCUUCAUUGGGACAGGAAGGAUGGAGAGUACAAGCGAUAUCAGUCACAUCGACACUGUUUCUCGUCUGGUCCCCCUCGCCCCCGCCCCGCAAGAACGAUCUCUUCUGACGCGCCUGAAGGAUCCAUCGAUCCCGAUCUGUCGAGCCCAGUGCGCUCCAACUGCCAAGCCUGUACGCGCAGGGGAUGUGAAGGGAUUAGGUUAAAUUCUUCUUGUGCUGGAGUUUGUCGUGGCGUAGAUUAGCGAAUUCAUAGUCGCUUGCCUAUUCACCAUAAAGCUUCAGUUACCGCUUUAGGAAUAAACGCUCUUCCCAGACGGUACUAGCACUGUUCUUAGGCACCUCGGUAAGUACUGCUAUUGGCUGAGAAUUA
Messenger RNA from Monascus purpureus, 3320 nucleotides. Lineage: Eukaryota; Fungi; Ascomycota; Eurotiomycetes; Eurotiales; Aspergillaceae. The record is from the annotation of a GenBank genome assembly.